Drosophila melanogaster (fruit fly) is the source of this 457-nucleotide messenger RNA. RefSeq lists its product as uncharacterized. Bases 14 to 385 code for a protein of 123 amino acids. The transcript has 2 exons. The record is from RefSeq and is marked reviewed. NCBI's taxonomy places the organism in Eukaryota, Metazoa, Arthropoda, Insecta, Diptera, Drosophilidae.
GUCAACUUGAAAAAUGCGAACGGUGCCCAUCUUGUUGCUAAUUUGCUGCCUAGGCUGGUUACACAAAGGCCAAGCUGACGAAAGGAAGAUUGGCGCUGUGGGUCCGCCUAUGAAACAGAGGAGUCUUCGACAUGUAAGCUCCUUUGCUAAUCCAGGGCAACCGGGUAGACCUGGCAGCGGAAGACCAGGACGACCUGGUCAGGGAAUGCCUGGCCGACCUGGGCGUCCAGGAGGAUCAGGUGGAGCUGGAGGAGCCGGAGGAAGUGGAGGUGAUGGAGGAGCAGGUGGGGCUGGCGCACGACCAGUAAGAGGAGGGUAUUGGAGGAAAGGUAUUUCAUUGGGUCAAAGGCGACCAGAGCCAAGGUCAAAAUAUUAUUUGUAUUGAAUCAAAUUUUAAAGUGUAUAGAAACUGUUGCUUAAAAAUGUGUAACAUAUUAUAAAUAAAUUAAAGAAUAUU